Messenger RNA from Naegleria gruberi, 584 nucleotides. RefSeq lists its product as uncharacterized. The transcript has a single exon. The record is from RefSeq and is a predicted model, not a curated record. Bases 1 to 531 code for a protein of 176 amino acids. Lineage: Eukaryota; Heterolobosea; Eutetramitea; Acrasida; Naegleriidae.
AUGCAACAACAACACAAAAGUAUCCUCUCACUUUCAAUCUUGAUUUUCUUGUGCAGUUUCGUCUCAUUCACAACAGCACAACGUUUCGUCUUGCAAGUCAACACCACGGUUGACCAUCCAAUGUUUUACACUGGAUAUUCGUCCAACAAUGACCAAUCAUUCCAAUCCAUUGGCCUCCGUACUUUCCCUCUCAAAGAAUCAGCCCUGUCCAUGUUUAUCCAACCAAAUUCUUUCAAAUCCACAAAAGGAAUUAUAAUUGGCGCCACAAAUUUUGCAGAACCAUAUUUGUACACAUUUACCAAUUUGGCUGUAACUUUUACAAUGAAUGGAAAUGCAUUUAUUGGAGAUGGUUUGAUUGUGUGUGGAAGUUCAGGUCAAUCCAAUGAUGGAAAAAUUGGAUCUGGUUCAGAAAAAAUUAGAGUUUCAUUGAGAGGUGAUAUUUUCAGUUGUGAAUAUUCUAAUUGUAAUUGGAGUGUGGAUGGAAAGUGGAAUAAGAUUGGAUAUUCUGUUUGUUAUGUUCCAAAUGGAUAGAUUGACUUUCUGAUAUAUUUUCAAUAUUUCGAAUAAAAUUUAGUUUCGAAUAA